Molecule: messenger RNA, 381 nt
Organism: Lactuca virosa
Lineage: Eukaryota; Viridiplantae; Streptophyta; Magnoliopsida; Asterales; Asteraceae
Source: the annotation of a GenBank genome assembly
AUGUUCGAAGCUAAGAUAGUGAGUAAAGUCUCUGGGAUGGUUAGAGACUCGGAGUCGAGAAUUUUGGAGAAGGUUGAUCAUAUUGAUCAAAACAAUGAGCUACGAAUAAAUUCUCAAAAUUCGAAGUUUAUAGGAGAUUUGAAAGAUUUGAAGACAGUUGCAAAGGAAAAACAUGUUAUCUUUGUUCAGGAUGUUAAGAAAGUCAGGGAGGAUGUUAAUUUGCAGAUUCGUGAACUUCGCGAAGAUAUGCAAAAGGAGCUUGCUAGUGUCCAACAGGAUUUUGCGUCUCUGGGUCAGAAGAUUGACAUUAUUUGCGAUGCUGUCACGAAAUUGUUGGGUUUUACUAUACUACAACAUCCUAUGGUGCACAUACAACCCUAA